This is a messenger RNA of Arabidopsis arenosa, 1114 nucleotides long. Lineage: Eukaryota; Viridiplantae; Streptophyta; Magnoliopsida; Brassicales; Brassicaceae. The record is from the annotation of a GenBank genome assembly.
AACCAAUUUUGUUCUUCUUUGAUUUUUUUGUUUCUCUUCAUUUUUGUUCUUUCUAUUUCUAACGUAGCUUGAGAGAUCGACGAUGUCGUCGAAGAAAUCUCUAGUUCAAAGUCUCUUCAACAUUUCCAAAACCUACUCCAGGAUUUCGGGUCUUACCCGAAUGCGUCCGACCAAAUCCGGCAUUCCUCCCGACGCCGGAGAUUCUGGAAUCCGCCGCAGAUUUCUCCACAAGAGGGCAUUUUUCUCGCCGGAGUUAGUUCCUAAAGGAGGUAAUUUGAUGGAGAAACUCAGGGAAUUGAGUUUGUCCAAUAAUAAUCGUAUUAGGCUUGACGAGAUGUUACCGCCACCUUCGCCGGCGAAAUCAUCACCGGAGUUUUUUCCGGCGGUCACGGUGGAAGACGUGAAGAAGCUGAUGAGAGCAGCGGAAAUGGAGAUGGUGAAAUCGAAGCUGAGAGAGAUUGGGAAGAACUGGGUUCCUUAUUCGGAGUUUGUUCGGGUCUGCGGAGAAAACAGUUCGGAUCCUGAACAAGGUAACCGGGUCGCGAAUAUGCUUGAUGAAGCUGGAAACGUCAUCGUUUUGGGGAAAUUCGUCUGCCUUAAACCUGAAGAGCUAACAAGCGCCAUGGCUGGUCUGAUUCCGACACUCGAACCCACUAUCGACGCCGCGACAAGACAAGAGUUCGAACAACUUGAGAUUAUAAAAUCAGAUAUCGACAAAAGAGCCGAUGAUCUGGUUCGAAAAGAAUUAUGGGCCGGAUUAGGCCUAAUUAUGGCCCAAACAAUUGGAUUUUUUAGGCUGACGUUUUGGGAACUGUCGUGGGACGUGAUGGAACCCAUAUGCUUCUACGUAACUUCGACAUAUUUCAUGGCUGGUUACGCCUUCUUCCUCCGAACUUCAAAGGAACCUUCCUUUGAAGGGUUUUACAAAAGCCGGUUCGAGACGAAGCAGAAACGUUUGAUUAAAAUGCUUGAUUUCGACAUAGAUCGAUAUACCAAGCUACAGAAGAUGCAUCGUCCAGACUUUACUAAAUCUGGUCGUUGUUGAUCGUAAUUCUUUUCUUCUUCUUUUUCCUAAAUCGGAUACUAAUUAAAUGUAUAAACGACUAAAAUUUUC